Messenger RNA from Frankliniella occidentalis (western flower thrips), 1095 nucleotides. RefSeq lists its product as uncharacterized. Gene Ontology annotation, molecular function: odorant binding; olfactory receptor activity. The record is from RefSeq and is a predicted model, not a curated record. Gene Ontology annotation, biological process: sensory perception of smell. Gene Ontology annotation, cellular component: membrane. NCBI's taxonomy places the organism in Eukaryota, Metazoa, Arthropoda, Insecta, Thysanoptera, Thripidae. The transcript is spliced from 3 exons. The coding region runs from base 134 to 973 and encodes 279 amino acids.
AGGUUUUUUUGCGGGAUUGGGCUGCGUUCUCCAAUUCUGUGUAGUACUACGUCAGUUCGAAACGAUUCAGUCUGUCACGAAUCCGAUCUGCAACCUUAGUUCCUGCUACUCUGGCUACGCGUCUCUCGCCGUGAUGAGGCAGACGCGCUUCUGGGCAAUCCUGCACAAAAUAAGGAGCCUAGUCCAAACUAUGGAAUCUUACCCAGGAGAUAAGGGAUGGGAAGACCAUACUCGGCGAGAAAUUAGAAGAUUCUUCGCGGGGAUCAUAGUCAUGGCUGUGUUCAUCUCCGGAAGUGUGUGGCUGAGUCUCAUUUUAACCGGCACCUCUAUCCUGCCACUCUGGCCAUUCGUGCCGUACGCCGGGCCGUUUGGCGUGUACCUCGCGUGGCUCUUCUACGACGUCGUCAGUGUCCUCAUAAUCCUUGGUGCGAUUUCCUUUGUGGUCACCGCCCUGGUCUGCGUCACGUGCACUGCAGCCGGCCUGCACUACGCUCUGGCUCAGCGGAUCGCAACCAACGAGACUCCAGAGGUCGUCAAGGACGUAGUACUUAUGCAUCAGCAGCUGCGCGACGUGGCUCGGGACCUGAUAACUUUAUUUGACGGGAACCUGGCGCACAUCAUGGCCAGCUCGUUCUGUAACUCACUCUUCGCCACGAUUCAGGUGUUGGCCAACGACGUGACCUCCAGUACGUUUGCUCUUCUGCUUCCUGUGGUGGUGAUAUUUCUCCAACUUUCACACUACAGCCAGGAAUUGUUCGACUCUAGCCUGAAAUUGCAAAGAGCCGCUUUUCAUGCUGCCACUGGUGGCACCGUGGCUUUCCUCGAGGCCCGUGCUCUUAACCUGGUGAUACUUGUCGCGGGCACGCCGCCCACUCUGCACUGUAAGGGUCUUGGCCAACUGAGCCUAGCUGACGCAGGGAAAGCCUUCCGUCAGUUUUAUUCGACUGUCAGCGUACUUGGCCCAAAAUACUAACACAUUAAGGGUAAUGGCUAAAGGAGGAAUAUUUGUAUGAGACUGUGAAAGGGAAAUGGAACUAUUUCUAAUUUAUUGUAAUAAACUUAUAAGCACCACCUGUAUGUUGGUGUUUUAAAAGU